This is a messenger RNA of Diaporthe batatas, 774 nucleotides long. RefSeq lists its product as uncharacterized. The transcript has 2 exons. Lineage: Eukaryota; Fungi; Ascomycota; Sordariomycetes; Diaporthales; Diaporthaceae. Bases 1 to 774 code for a protein of 257 amino acids. The record is from RefSeq and is a predicted model, not a curated record.
AUGGGCCAGGCACCGUCCUCCUUCGAUUCAGAGCGCCCCGAGCCCCGCGUCGAGGAUCCGGAGACACCGCCACGAGGGCUGGCGCUCAUUGCCCAUGGACGCUUCGGCAAUAUGAACGGCUUCGUGGUCCGUAAGCUCGCCGAGUAUUUCCGCGAGGAGAGGCGGCUCAGGGUGGUCACCUGGGACGAUCUGGUCGUGUGGGACGGCCGCGACUUUCAUGCCGACUGGACAAUCUGGAUCGGAGAUGUUGCACACCAUCAUUAUAAUUUGACACGUUCGAACCGCCAGCACUUCCUCCACCAAGCAAUGGAAAAUUUCAAGAACGACUUCCCGGACGUCGGGAACCCAGAGUUGUUCAUAUGCGGCUACUCCGCCGGCGCCAUAGCCGCAGGCUGCACACGGCCGCAGCCAGCGUCCCUCGCGUCCCAUUUCACCUCUAUCCGCUACAUCCUCGUCUCAUACCCCGUGGAAUCCAACUUCGUCAUCGGUGUCUUCAAGACAGGCUCGAACUUCGGUUCUGUCGAGGGGCUGCUGCAGGGCCACGGCUGGGAGGGACUCCCGGCCGAGUUCAACGGCGCCGAGCCUAAGGUUGACGGCGUCCUCGUAAUUAACGGCUCGAAUGAUCGGGGUCCGUUCUUUGGAGUGUGGAGUGGCAUACUUUGGGGCAAGAAUUCGCGUGGAAAAUUGAGUCAGGUUGUUGUCGAUGGGGCCAACCAUACGUGGGAUUACAUGGAGCACCGCUUGGUAGAUGGGGUUGGAGAUUGGUUGGCCUAG